AAAUAUUUAGAUUCUAAAAGAUGUAUGAUAAAUAUAAAAUGUCCUGAAACCUGAUUCCCAAGAAUAUAUAAAGAUGGAUGUUCGUCUAGUAAGAUUAGAUCCCCAGGGAUGUAUUCUUGAGGAACAUGGAGCUACUCCGUCCCAGCUCCGACACCGGAGUAACAGACCUCCCUUACGUCACAAGCUCUCGGAACUAGGUUCCGGGUUUCUAAACUUCUUGAUGCUGCCGGAUCAAGAUCUAAGAGCACAAGUUGUAAGAUCAGGAGUUGGGAUUCGUGAGUCAAAUUUAAUCCGAGGAACUGGUGAGGAGAUAGGGUUGAGAAGAUCUACUGAUUUUAUUGGACUAUUUGAAGGUUCAACAACAAGCUCAUCGUCACCUUGUACACCAGGGACCUCUACUAGGGUCCAGACAGCAGUAUGUCCGACCUUCUGCAUGGAUAACAGCUUGUCCCCAAUUCAACCUUAUUCAAACCAUUCAACACAAAAACAAGGGGUACAGAAUCAAUCAUUUAUCUCAUUCCAUUCUAUAUUUGAUGAGUUGGAGCAGACCCAAGGAGAUCAAGAAUAUCAUGUUCUAGAGAAACCCCAAGUAGAUCAAGAAUAUCAUGGUCUACAGAAACCCCCAGUAGAUCAAGAAUAUCAUGUUCUACAGAAACCCCCAGUAGAUCAAGAAUAUCAUGGUCUACAGAAACCCCCAAUAGAUCAAGAAUAUCAUGGUCUACAGAAACCCCAAGUAGAUCAAGAAUAUCAUGGUCUACAGAAAACCCUAAAAUUCAUCCAAAACUCUUCUACAAACCUUGAGAACAAAGAGAACAACAAUCCUAAUAAUAAGUUGUCAGAUUUUGGAAUUUCGUUCUCAGAUUCUGAUUCUGAUUCUGACACCAUAGCUCCAGAUGUUGCGGAGAACCUAGAAACUGUAGAUGGGUCAGACUCGAGAUCCAACUUCGAAGAAGAGGACAGGUUCAAUUCUUCUCCAGUCUUUGACAAUACAGGGGAUAAAAUAUCCAACAUAGAUGAAGAUGCUACUAAAACUGGUGAAGUUAUUCAUAAUCGUAUUCCAAGUUCUACUCCUGAACGUGACCGUGAAACUAGGAACGGAAAUGCUCUUGCUCAUAAUGCUUGGCCACAAACUCAUAAGCGCAACAAAAUUCAUUCAGGAAGCUUUAUUCAUAACACUGCAGACAUAGGAAGCUUUAACUGCGAAAACAUUUUAUCAAAAAAGCAUGAAGAGGAGAAAGGGAAUUCCUAUGUUCAUGAAGAAAAUCGUUCUCCUGUUAAUGCAAAGGUUAAGAAGUAUUUCAUUCCGGAGAGAGACAGCGUGCAGGAGGAAGCUGAUUUGAUGCGGUUUAGCUCCGAUACCGGAGAUUCAUUCUCAGACCAGAGCCAAAAUUUGGAUCAAACUUUAGAUGACUAUAUUGAAGCAAGAUUGGAUACGAUGGAAAAAGAUAAUGAAGAUACAUCUGAUCAAAUCUCAGAACCGGGAAUUGCAUCCCAGACUAUAGUGAGAAAAGUUAUACCACAGAUUCGACGGAAUACUAAGAAACCCAGUUUUUACGCUUCCGGAAAAAUUGUAAAGGUUGGAAGUAGAGAUUGUGCUCAGGACAACAUCGAAACUGUACAAGGGUCGGAGCAAAAUCUCAAAUUUCAAUUAGAUUUUGAGUCCGACUCUGGAAGUGAUGAUGAGCCUGAAGGAAUAAAAGGAGGUGAACCAGAUAAUAAAGUCGGCUUAGCUCCGAUCCAGUCUCCAGGUCCAAGCCACGAUGGAAACAUUUCUCCGUCAAGAGAAACCCUGAGCAAGGACGUCUCUUUAGCGCCGCUUCAAAAUGUUACAAAAGAUUGGAACAGCUCUGCGUUGAAUCUGGCCCCGGGACUAGUCCAGAAUAAUAUCAACUGUUCUACUUUGAGGACAGUACAAGAUAAACUUCAACCUACCUUGAACCCUGCUCCUGGUCUAGGUCAGAAUAGAUCUCCAGCUCCAACUGUACCUGGAAGAGAAUCAGGAUUAGAACUUUGUAAAGGAGAUGGUCCUGAAGUACAGCAGAAAGUAGAGCGUGAGACGAGUUCCCAGCAGGAAAGACGAGUAGUUCCCCGGUUUAAAGCCCCUUUCAAGAGAGUUCAAUCAAAGAUAAGUGAUUUCUACUCCCGGAGUCAAACUGCCUCAAACAACACAAACACAACAGGCAUGAAGAACUCAACCUUGAUGAACAAAGACUAUGCACCCAAGAUAAAUAUUGGAAAGAGAAAGAUAGAAUGUCCUAAACCCACAUUUCUUGAACUCUUUGAACCAGAAGAUUCUAAGUCCAAGAAAAAGAAGAAGGAUACUUGUAAACAAGAUACUAAGAAGAUAGAGUAUACUAAAAACCCAAAAACUGAUACGAAGAAAACAGAAGAUACUGGUUAUCAUAAACCAGAUACUAAUAUGACAAUGGAAACCAGUGGAACAAAAAAGACUCGAGAUAAACAAGCAAAGAAAUCUCAAUUUAGAAUUGAUGAACAAGCUUUAAACAUAUCACAGGAGUCUGAUGCUUUAUCUACUGGACCGACAGAGGUUAGAAGCGGAGGAUCCAGGAUACGGAACCUGGCUGAUUUGACCGGAGCAGAGACAACCCUCUUGGAGAACUGUGAGGAGACCUGCUUCCUACUUAGCUAUCUGGGGAACGUGACCAACCUGAAGGAUAAAAAUAGUUUUACCAGGAAUCUGCUCAGCCCCAGGUCUAUAUUUCUUCGUUGUUCUAUUAAAGCAUGUCCUGUCUUCUACCUUCGAUUCAACUUAUCUAACAUUAAUCAGGUUGAGGAGGAUAUCUUCCUGAAAAUUCUUUUAAACCCCUCCACCAGAAAGAUUGUAUUUGAAGCUAAGAUAUUUCUAAAAGCUCUUCUACUGAGUGUCCCUGGAUACAAAGAUUAUAUGCUCACAGACCAAGUUUACCUGGAUCCCCUGGUGGGAUGCUGGCUACUGCAACCUGACCGUCAGCUAGCUGGUUUCCAAGACUGUGUAACUGUUCUACUAUCUGGAAGCAGGAGGAAGGAUUGGGGGAACAGGGAAACAGUUACUCAGGACCUAGAUACUGUCUCAGAGCUGACUGAGAGGAUGUUCCAGCAGUUGCACCUGGAAAAGCUAUGGGACGUGUUCUAUCUGACAGAGAUGCGCCUUCUCCCUCUUCUGGUUGGGAUGGAACGAACUGGAGUGAGCAUUGACCAAGGAGAACUAAACAGGAUCGGUGAGUUGCUUACUGCUGAGGCAAAGCACGUGGAAGAAGAAUGCCACGCCUUAGCUGGAACUAAGUUUAAUCUGGCAUCUUCUAAACAGGUGCGAGAAGUAUUGUAUGAUAUCCUAAGAUUGGAUACUGUAUCUGGAGUCAAUGUGGGUAAGACUGCAGGAGGACUGAAAUCUUCUAGUGAAGCUGCACUGAAAAAACUAGAACCUUUUCACCCAGUUCCAGGAUUGAUCUUAAAGCACAGACAGCUUUCUAAAUCCCAGGCUGCUUAUAUUCAAGGUUUACUGCAGCAUAAUGAGGGAGGACGGAUCCACACAACCUGGGAUCAGAUCGGAGCAGCAACCGGAAGAAUCACAUCGGUUGCUCCGAACCUACAGGCAAUCCCUAAAACUGAUAUAAUCCUGGAUACCUGUACUGUUCACCUACGCAAAGCAUUUGUUCCGAAUCCUGGAUAUAUUCUCGUCUCAGCAGAUUAUGAGCAGAUUGAACUAAGAAUAUUAGCUCAUCUGUCAGGAGAUCCAAUACUCAUUAAGGCAAUAAGAACAGGAGGAGAUAUAUUUAUGGAACUGGCAGCAAUCUGGUUAGAGAAACCUGUAUCUAGGAUUCAGUUUUCUGAUCGUGAGAAAACGAAGCAUGUUGUUUACGCUCUAAUGUACGGAGCAGGGAAGAAUAAGCUCUCAGAGAUCCUCGAGGUUUCUCCGGACCAGGCACAAGGAAUUAUCAACAGUUUCUAUACUAAAUUCUCUCAGCUUAAGUCUUUUAACAGGUCUGUGGUGCAGAGGGCGGAGGAGAAGGGGUUCCUCGUUACAAUGUUCGGGAGGAAGCGCUGCUUCCCUCACAUCAAAUCUUCUAAUUUCGGGAUGAAAAUACAAUCUCAGAGACAAGCUUUUAACUUUCUUAUUCAAGGAACUGCUGCUGAUAUUCUGAAGAAUGCUGUUGUUUACACUACAGGAGUACUGAAUAGUGCUGGACUAGCUGCUAGGGUCAUCCUUCUCAUUCAUGAUGAAAUUGUCUGGGAAGUCCAGGACGGGUGGCGGGACUCCUGUUUAGAUCUGAUAGGACGGAGUUUAGAAAAUCAUUCCCGGAUAUUCCCAGCUCAGGUCGAGUUCAAGAUACCCCUCAGCGUCAAGAUAUCUGUGGGGAACAGUCUAGCAACCAUGGCUACUGUAGAGCAACAGAUAUAGUUGCAUCCUUCUGCAACAUAUAUAGUUGCAACCUGCUACAACAGAUAUAGUUGCAACCUUCUACAGCAGAUAUAGUUGCAACUUUCUAAGAAAAAGAUAUAGUUGCAACCUUUUGAAAAAGAUACAGUUGCAACCUUCUGCAGCUGAUAUAGUUGUAACCUUCUGCAACAUAUAUGGUUGCCACCUUCUGGAACAAAAAUUGUUGCAACCUUCUGCAACAAAUGUUAAUGCAACCUUCUGCAACAAAUAUGGUUGCAACCUUCUUCAACAGAUAUAGUUGCAACCUUCUUCAACAGAUAUAGUUGCAACCUUCUUCAACAGAUAUAGUUGCAACCUUCUUCAACAGAUAUAGUUGCAACCUUCUUCAACAGAUAUAGUUGUAACCUUCUUCAACAGAUAUAGUUGCAACCUUCUAUAACAGAUAUAGUUGCAACCUUCUUCAACAGAUAUAGUUGUAACCUUCUGAAAAAGAAGUUGUAACCUUCUGCAACAGAUAUAAUUGUAACUAAUUAUGCAACAUCUAUGGUUGCAACCUUCUACAACAGAUAUAGUUGUAACCUACUGCAACAGAUAUAAUUGUAACUAAUUCUGCAACAUCUAUGGUUGCAACCUUCUACAACAGAUAUAGUUGUAACCUACUGCAACAAAUAUGUUUGUAACCUUCAACAAAUAUAGUUGCAACCUUCUUUAACAGAUAUAGUUGUAACCUUCUACAACAGAUAUAGUUGUAACCUACUGCAACAGAUAUGUUUGUAACCUUCUGCAGAAAAUAUUGCAAUCCCUUUAGAAAUUUUCAAAAUUUAUUUACAUGAAACUAUUUUACAUGGAAUUCUUAUGAUCCAAAUGGAUUAGUUGUUAAAUAAUCUAGCUUUGUUAAUUUUAAUGAAUUUAAGAACUAUUUGUAAAAUUGAAUUACGUAUUUAUGAUAUCCUUUAUUUGUAUUAAAAACAAUAAGAUUAUAAUUUAUUAUUUUAAUAUUUUCAGAAAAUUUGGAAAAUGGCAAAAUUUAAAUAUGUGUAUCCUUACUUUUUCUUGUUGGUACUUUUAUUUGCUUCUGGGUAAGGUUUACGGGAUUGGCCAGUACUUUUUAUCUAUAUAGAUAUUCAAUAUGCAGCUAUGUCAUGGCAGGUUGUGCUUUACUGUCUUGUAUUUCUGGAUUCUUUAAUCUCUGCUUCUCAAGUUCUCUUCGGUUCUCAAUUAUUUCAAUAAGUUUAGCAUUGUCCUCAGCGUUGUUAAGCUUUUUUCUGAUGAUUCAAUACCUUGUUGGAUAUGAAACCUUGAUUCAUGCAGACUUUGCCAGAUCUAGGUUCAGCUGGGAGGAUAUUACGUACUGCAGUCUGGGGGCUGUCAACUUCUGGAUUUGCGCUUUCAGUAUCGGAUUCUCGUAUUUAUCUACUCGUCAGGAGUGGAUGAAGAAAACGUAUCCUCAUGAUCCUGGAGAGAUUCCUGAACAUGGAGAAUCUCAGGAAACUGGAGGAAUUUCCGACCCCGGAGAAUAUCAUGAACCCAGAGAGAAUCUUGAACAUGGAGAGAUUCCCGAACCCGGAGAGAUUCCUGGACCCGGAGAAUAUCAUGAACCCGCAGAGAUUCCUGGACCCGGAGAAUAUCGUGAACCCGCAGAGAUUCCUGGACCCGGUGAAUAUCAUGGACCUAGAGAGAUUCAUGAACCCGGAAAAAUAUAAUAAACCUUACAAACUCUGAUUACGGAGAAGUUCAUAAAAUGGAGAUAUUUCCUUUAAGGAGUAGGAAAUCAUGAACCUGGAGAGAAUCCAGAUCCCAGUGACGAUCCCGACUCCAGAAAAAAUCUAACAUUCCGUGUAGUACAAAUAAAAGAAAUUAAAUCUUCAAACGCCA
This is a messenger RNA of Eurytemora carolleeae, 6253 nucleotides long. RefSeq lists its product as uncharacterized. The transcript is spliced from 31 exons. Gene Ontology annotation, molecular function: DNA binding; DNA-directed DNA polymerase activity. Gene Ontology annotation, biological process: DNA-templated DNA replication; double-strand break repair. Lineage: Eukaryota; Metazoa; Arthropoda; Copepoda; Calanoida; Temoridae. The coding region runs from base 74 to 4399 and encodes 1441 amino acids. The record is from RefSeq and is a predicted model, not a curated record.